AUGGGACUAUUUGGCCACAAGAAGGAGGCCGGGCCUCCCGCCGAGGCCGUCUUGCCGGGCCCGGAAGCCUCCUCGCCCGAGAAGGAUGCCGCCGUCGCCGAGAACAACAAUAUCAACAACGGCCCCCCAGCCUACGAGCACUCUGGGAGCCUCAUCGGCGAAAAGUCGCCCGGUGUCGUGCGGAUCGAGGCCCUCACCGCCGCCAUCACCCGCACCGACCGCGUCUUCAUCUUCUUCGGCGUCUUCCUCGUCGCCUACGCCUACGGCCUCGACGGCACCCUCCGCUACGCCUACCAGCCCUCGGCCACCAACAGCUACGCCACUCACUCCCUCCUCGCCACCGUCAACGUCCUGCGCUCCGUCAUCGCCGCCGCCGCCCAGCCCACCGCCGCCAAGAUCGCCGACGUCUUCGGCCGCGUCGAGCUCAUCUGCGCCUCCGUGCUCUUCUAUGUCGUCGGUACCAUCGUCGAGGCCUGCGCGACCGAGGUCAAGGCCUUUGCCGCCGGCGCCGUCAUUUACCAGGUCGGCUACACCAUGAUCAUGCUGCUCGUCGAGGUCAUCGUCGCCGAUAUCACUUCCACCCGCGCCCGCCUGAUGUUUAGCUACAUCCCCGCGCUGCCCUUCAUCAUCAACACCUGGGUCAGCGGCAACAUCUCGGCGGCCGUCCUGGCCAACAGCACCUGGCAAUGGGGCAUCGGUAUGUGGUGUAUCAUCUACCCCGUCUGCGCCCUUCCCCUCGUCGUCAGCCUGUCCAUCGUUGGCCGUCGUGCCCGGAAGCAAGGCCUGCUCGACUCGUACGCGUCACCCUUCCGGACGCUUGGCCUCAAGAAGUUCCUCGUCGAGCUCUUCUGGCAGCUCGACGUCAUCGGCAUCGUAUUGGUCAUCGCCAUCUUCGCCUUGAUCUUGGUUCCUUUUACUCUGGCUGGCGGCUUGACCUCGUCCUGGCAGACGGCUCACAUCAUCGCGCCCCUCGUCAUUGGUAUCUUGUGUAUCCCCGCCUUCGUCUUGUGGGAGCGCAAGGCCAAGCACCCGCUGGUACCCUUCUAUCUGAUAAAGGAUCGCGGCAUCGUCGCCGCGCUGGGGAUCGCCUUGGGCCUGAACUGGGCGUGGUACAUGCAGGGAGACUACCUGUACACCGUCUGUCUCGUCGCCUUUGACUUCAGCAUCACCGAGGCCACCCGCAUCACAUCAUUGUACUCGUUCUGCAGUGUCAUCACCGGUUUCAUCCUCGGCUUCGUCGUAUUCAAGGUUCGCCGCCUCAAAUACUUCAUCGUCACCGGCACCAUCCUCUUCAUGGUCGCCUUCGGCCUCCUGAUCCACUACCGCGGCUCUCCUUCCGGCCAAAGCGGAGUCAUCGGCGCCCAAGUUCUUCUCGGUAUUGCAGGCGGUAUGUUUCCGUACCCCGCGCAGGCCUCCAUCCAGAGUAGUCUCAAGCAUGAGCACCUCGCCAUCAUGACCGGUCUGUACCUUGCCACUUACAACAUUGGCUCGGCUUUCGGCAACACCGUGUCCGGCGCCAUCUGGACUCAGGUGCUGCCUUCAACCCUCCAGGAGAACCUUGCGCAGUUCAACAACGAGACCUUGGUCACCUACACCUAUGGUCAACCGUUGUUUGCCAUCAUCGACUAUCCCAUUGGCACCCCCGAGCGUGCGGCCAUCAUCGAGUCCUACAGGCAUGUGCAGCGACUACUUACCAUUACUGGUAUUUGCUUGACCGUGCCUCUGAUUGCUUUCGCCUUCCUCCUGAGGAACCCCAAGUUGAACGACGAGCAGACCUUGGCUGUUGAGGAUGGCCACCACCCCGUCCGCAGUGCGGAGAACAACGAGGUGGUCGCCAAGGUCUAA
Colletotrichum graminicola M1.001 is the source of this 1845-nucleotide messenger RNA. Its product is annotated as major facilitator superfamily transporter. The transcript has a single exon. The record is from RefSeq and is a predicted model, not a curated record. Gene Ontology annotation, molecular function: siderophore-iron transmembrane transporter activity. Gene Ontology annotation, biological process: transmembrane transport; intracellular iron ion homeostasis. Lineage: Eukaryota; Fungi; Ascomycota; Sordariomycetes; Glomerellales; Glomerellaceae. Gene Ontology annotation, cellular component: vacuolar membrane; endosome. The coding region runs from base 1 to 1845 and encodes 614 amino acids.